This is a messenger RNA of Homo sapiens (human), 20640 nucleotides long. It is a transcript of the gene FBXL4, whose product is annotated as F-box and leucine rich repeat protein 4. Gene Ontology annotation, biological process: autophagy of mitochondrion. NCBI's taxonomy places the organism in Eukaryota, Metazoa, Chordata, Mammalia, Primates, Hominidae. The coding region runs from base 13032 to 14897 and encodes 621 amino acids. Gene Ontology annotation, cellular component: cytoplasm; nucleus; mitochondrial outer membrane. The record is from RefSeq and is a predicted model, not a curated record. The transcript has 9 exons.
CCUUGAGAACUGCUGACGUGCCUCGGGCUCUUUCUACGCUACAGUCUGCCUGCAGGCUGUGAGGCGUCGUUCGGACGUGUGCGCGGCUCAGGGUUGUUUACACCGCGGGGGACUGCGGGUCGCCCCACACCCGCGCUCAGUGCUGCGCCGGCAGCCACGCGUCGGCCACAUGCCCGCCUGUGCUUGUGAUUCCUGUGCCUGCUGCCUUGAUUUCCCUCUGACAUCCGAUGGUUUUUGCCUAACCAGGCCUGUUUUCUUUCUUCAGGACUGCUACAGGGUGCCCAGCUACAACCUUGUUUCUGUGUUUAGGUUUAGGGGUGCCCCUAGAGUGUGAUGAUGACCAUCUACUUGGCCUCCUUGUCGACAUAUUUAUAACGGGUGGUUUUGGAUUUCCUUGAUUUCCCAGUAAUCAUUGCCACAAACCUUCGAGAUGCAUUCACAGAUUGAAAUACAGUAUACAAAUAACUAUUAUAGAAGGUGAAGAUGGUAUAAGCCUGUGGUCAGGUAGUUGCGUUGGCAGGAUGCCCGUCUGGCUUUGUGCUCCGGAGGGCACAUUACCACCAGGUGCAGGGAUCUCUGCUUGCUUUGGUCUGUUCACAGACACAAGCUGCCUUUUCUGGUUCUUGCGUGCACUCCUUGGUUUCUUAAGUUCAGCUAUAGGUAUAUAUUUUUUUCUUUCAGGCUCACUUCCUGCCUCCAUUAUCCUGUACCGCAUAUUGUAUCUGUUGGUUGAGUAGAGAGAGAUUCAUCCAGAGUCAUCAGCGCUCCAAUAGUCCUUUAUCAGAUUAAGGACUUGAGGGAAAUGUGCAUUAUGCUUUAGUAGGCACUCUAAAAGUUCCUUGAAUUGGAUUCUUCUUUCCAUACUUAUGUUCUGAGUACUAACUUUGUUUUAAACUUCUGCGCCAAAAGUUGGCUUUUCUGAACUCUGCAUUUUCAAACUCUUCCCUUCUGUUAUUUGAAAAUCAGAUAAGUCAACUCAUUGUAAGAUGGAUAAUUUCUUUACUCACGCCGUGAUGAAAUAAUGCGAUUAUAGUACUCUGUACAAUGGUACAUAUGGUACUUGCACAUAUGGUCAGUUAACAAAAACUGCCCCUUCUUUCUUUACUGUGUUAGUCUCAUCCUCUUAAUGUUGCUGCGGUUAACAUUCUCGAUCUUAACUUCGCGGAUCUAACACAGUGUCCUUUAAAAAAGGCCUUUAUCUACAUGAAUUGUAUAUAAAUAUCCACCUCCGUUUUCUUCUAGUAUUGUUAAUGAUCUUAUUUAUAUUUAAUGUGAGAUAAGAAGGCUCUAACUUUAUAAUUUUGUUAGUGACUCCAUCAUCAUUUGUUGGAAUUCUAUUUUUCCCUGCUGAUCAGUCCUAUAAAUACCAUAGGCCCUAAAUUCCCGUGUAUUCUUGGGACUUUCUGAACGGUCUAGUAUUCUUUGGCUCCCUGUGGUGAUCCUGGCUUCUGUGAUGCUCUUAUUGCUCUAGGUUUAUAAUGUGUUUUAAUAUCUAGGGAUUUGAACGAUGCCUGGCAUAUUGUAGACAUCACUAAAUAUUUUUGAAAUGAACACAUUUAGUGGGGGCAAGUUGAUUCCCUUUCUUUACCUCUUGCCUCCCUCCCCCCUUUAAAAUUUUCCUGCCAGUUAUUGAGAUUCAUUUAUUUUAGCUUGCUUUUUCCAUGGUCAGUUGAAUCAUUAACUGUUAGUAAAUAAAUCCCUUCUGUUGCUCAUUCAGAACUUGCGACUAGAGUUGCUCCUUACAGUUACAUAGAGAAGCAGCCUGAUUAAAAAUCUGCAUGCCUUUUGACUUUGCACCGUGUCAUAGUAACUGUAGUGUGUCUCUCCCCAUCACCUGUGAUUUAGGAUGUUCUGUACCUGGUUUCUAAGAGAAAAAUGGUUAUCUAAGAGAUAAAUGGCUGUAGAAGUGUUCCCUGGGAUAUGAGGAAGAUAUCCUCAUAUCCAUUUGUAUUUUACCAUCACAACUGGAUAUCUAAAAUAUAAUAAAUUUUACACUGGACACUUAAAACUUUAUUAGCCCAUGAAAUAAAUGUAUGCAUUCUUUAAAAAAGAUCAAGCAAUACAGAAAUCCUUAAAGGAGGAAGUGAAAGUGCUGUGUGCCCACCUACCCAGUAACCUUGUUCCAUAAAGAUGAUCACUGCUUGCAGAUUUUAAAAAUAAAUAUAUUUAAGUCUACUUUUGUUUCAUAAAUGGCAGUGUACCAUCUAUAAUUUUCUAUAGCUUCCACUUAAUAAUAAUUGAUAAACAUCCUUCUGUGUCAGUGCAUAUAAUAGUAUCUUGUCUUUUUUGUAAGUCUUUUGGUAUUUCAUUGUAGGAAUAACCCAAAAGUUAUUUAGCCAGUCCCCUGUUGGCAUUAUUCCAAAUUUAUUACAAACAGAACUGCAAGGAUCAUUUUUGUGUUUAUUCUGUAUACUGUCAUGUUUGCAUGUUAGUUCAUUUCCUAAGAUAUGGAAUUGCUAGGUCAGAGGCUACACAUAAGUGUUAAAUUAUGAGAGAUUCUGCCAAAGUGCUCCUCAAAAGUUGUUGGUAAGAGUAAAUUUAUACAAUUUGUUAAAAUAUUGCUUUUGCCAUAUCACAUUGCCAAGAAUUGUCAAGGAUCUGAGAUCAUACCCUACUUGCAAGCUAACAGUUUCAUGGAAACUGGCAGAAAAUAUGAGACUCCUGACUCAGAGACAAAGCACAACAGGAACGGUAGCCAGAGGAUCAUCUUAUGCUGAUUUGCUGGAACCCUGAUUUCCACAGGGUGAUGUGAUAAGAGCCCAGUGACACUAGCAGAUGAAGUAGGUUAUGUUACAGGAGAGGAGUCCUUAGUUUAGGGAACCUGAAUCUUUCAUAGUGGGCUGCAAAUAAAGCUGUCUGAUCUUUGCCAGAGAGGGAGACAUUAUCUUUAUUUUCCCACAUGGUAAACAAACCUGCCCUCUGUACCAGAGGGAGACAUCUCUUUAUCUGCCAAGGCUAUUUGCUAUAUAAACACCACUGAAAAGAUAAAAAAUAAAGGCCGUCAGUGCCUCUACUUAUAUGAUAUGCAGAAACUUGAGAGGCCUGCUAAGAUGAAAUGAUUAUUUUUUAUAUUUAGUAAUUUUAUGGAUGAAAAAUGCUAUUUUAUUGUUUUAGUAUUGCAUUUCUUUGCUUAUUGAUGAGGUUGACUAUCUGUAUGUUUGUUGGUCAUUUGUAUUCGUUUUUACUUGCAUGAUCAUAUCCCUUGCUUAGGUUUCUGUUGAAAUGUUCCUCUUUUCUAAUUGAUUUGUAAUAGCUCUUUACAUAUUGUGGCUAUUAAUGAUUUGGUUCACCAUUUGCUAGUAUUUUCUCAUAGUCUAUUCUUUAGUGUUUCUUGGGGCUUUUGCUUUAUAAAAAUCUUUAAUAUUUAUGUUGCCAGUUCUGCUGUUGUUUUCCUUUACGGCCUCUGGGUUUCCACCGGAAGAUUAUUAAAAUACUCUUUGUACACAUUCUGUUAUCAUAGAUAUAGAUUUUUAAAAAUGGUUGCUAUGGCAUACUAUUACAAAUUUAUUUUUCCAAAUUGCUGGACAUUUUCCUAAAACAUUUAUUUUGAUAAACUGUCCUUUCCCUGUUAUUUGAUUUGACACAUUUGUUGUAAGAUACUAUAUCCUUAAUUUGUUGUUUUUCUCAAAGCCAACAAAUUAGUAAGCAAAGUAUGUUAGAUGUUUACUGUGAUUAUGAUUUUGGUUGAAUUCAGCCUUAAAGAUAAUAUGUGUAAUUGUUCUUAGUGGAUUUUAUCUUAAAGAAUAUGAAGUAUCUUUUUUGCCCUGUUUAGUGAUUUUUUGGCUGGGAGUCUACAUUGUCUUAUAUGACUUUUGCCUCUCUGUCAGUUUUGUGUGUACCUGAUAGGUCUUUUUUGUCCAUAUGUUUAUUAUGUUUAUUUUCAGUCAUUUUACACCAUUUUGCUUUACUUGCCUUUCAUAAACAUCAAACAUUCAUGUAACUGAGCUGAACUUUUAUUUCUCCCUGAAAUCUUCCCCCUUGCCAAUUUGGAAGUUUGUCUUCUUUUUUUUUUUUUUUUUUUUUGAGACAGAGUCUUGCUCUGUCACCCAUGCUGGAGUGCAGUGGUGUAAUGUGUAAUUUUGGCUCACUGCAACCUCCAUCUCCUGGACUUAAGUGAUCCUCCUGCCUCAGCCUCUCAAGUAGCCUGGACUGCAGGUGCAUGCCACAAUACCUGGCUAAUUUUUGUGUUUUUUGUAGAGAUGGGGCUUCACCAUGUUGCCCAGGCUGGUCUCAAACUCCUGGGCUCAAGUGAUCCACCCGCCUUGGCCUCCCAACGUGCUGGGGUUACAGGUGUGAGCCACUGUGCCCGGCCUGGAAUUUUGUCCUUUUUUUUUUUGUUUUACAUUUUAUAAAACUUUUAAAAAAGAUCAUUGUAGAUUCAUAUACAGUUGUAAGAAAUAAUACAGAGAUCUAGAUCCUGUGUACAUUCACCCAGUUUCCACCUAUGGUAACACCUUGCAUAACUACAGUACAAUAUUAUACUCAGGAAAUUGACAUUGAUACAAUCUAUAGACCUUAUUCAGAUUUCACCAGUUUUACUUGUACCCAUCCCUGUGCCUGUUUAGUUGUAAGUAAUUUUAUGUAGAUUCCUGUGAACACUACCACAGUCAGAAUAUACAACAGUUCCAUCACAAGGUUACCUUGUACAAAAUUGGGUUUAUCUCUUAAUAGGACAAUUUAAUCUAGUCAUAUUAACUAUUUUUUCCCCUCUCCUGCAAGUUUGGAAAUUCUGAAACCAUCUAUAACUGACUCUUUUUUGCCCUCAUUCUUCCCAUUAAUAAGUUGAGACCUGGAUCUCUUGCCUUCUUUACAUUCUUGGUUUUAUUGAUUUGAUUUCUUUUCUAUAGUUGUAAUAUUCUGUUCCCACAUUGCUAUAAAGAAAUACCUGAGACUGGGUAAUUUAUAAAGUAAAGAGGUUUAAUUGGCUCACAGUUCCACAGGCUGUACAGGAAGCAUGGUGCUGUCAUCUGCUAGGCUUCUGCGAGGCCUCAGGAAAUUUACAAUCAUUGUGGCAGGCAAAGCAGGAGCAAGGGUCUUACAUGGCAGGAGCAGAAGGAAGAGAGUGGGGGAUGCGCUAUAUGCUUUGAAACAAAAAGAUCUCUUCAGAACUCAUAUGAGAACACCACUAGGGGCAUAGUGCUAAACCAUGAGAAACCACCCCCAUGAUCCAAUCACCUUCCAGGCCCCACCUCCAGCACUGGGGAUUACAUUUCACUGUUAGAUUUUGAUGCAGACACAGAUGCAAACCAUAUCAGUAGUUCUUCUGUUUGUUUGUUUUUUUCUAACCAUUUUUUAAAAUUUUGCUAGUAUCGUAUCACUUAGAUUUAACUAUAAGGUCACUGUUACUUGAAUAGUAUGUCUUCCCUGUUUUUGAAGUAUUUAAUUCUGUUGUUUUUUUUUUUAACUGGCAUACAUUUUUAAGUAAUAGUUUCAGGAAGAGUUAUGGGAAGUAUACUUGCAUAUCUAGAAUAUUUUUUAUUUAAUUUUGUUUUUUCUAUGUGAAUAAGAGUUUGAGCCAUUUUUUUUUUCCUUUAGAAUUUCCUUGAACUUAAAUUAGCUUCAGUCUUUAUCUUAUAUAGAUGUUAGGUUUCUUGUAUAUGUGCUCUAGGUCAUUUAUUUGUCUCUUAAUUUUCAAUUUAUUUCAGUCACCACCUCUUCUAAGAAUUUUUUUAAGUUAGUUUGUGCUUAUUUCAUGGAUCCUAUAACCUAUUAAUUAACACUAAACAAUGAUUUUUAAAAAAAACUAUUGUCCUAAUUUUGGCUUUAACUUUUCCUGAAUGCCAUUUGCUGUAAUUGCUUAACUUGUUUCCCUGUCUUUAAAAUGGUUAAUUCUAUUCAGACAUAUAAAUGCAGAUCUAUGUUGACCAUCUUGGUCCUGGUCUGAAGUAUUUCAUGUCAUGAAGGUCACUAUUCUGUUUUCCAGACAGGUAGUUUCCUAAGGCAAGAUGAGUGGUUGGGGCUGUGUGAGCAGGCUUUGCCCUGGGCAGAACAAGUGGGCAGAACAUGCCAACUAGUAGAUAUCUUUAAAGAGAACAGACAAGUAAGCUAGCGUGUGCAUAACCAAAUCAAUACUAGAGUAUCGGAUUUACAGCUUGACUUGUUUUGACUGAAAACAAAAGCACACAGAACAGUUACAUCAUCCUAAAAAUUCCUUGUGUGGCCCCUUUGUGGUUACUUUAGUCAAUUUCUCUUUCUUCCCUUAACCCUGGGCAAUCACUGAUUUAUCUGCCUUUCCUAUUUGCCUUUUCCAAAGUAUCACAUAAAUGAAAUCAUACAAUAUGUAGUUUUUGCAUCAGACCUCUGUCACUUAACAAAAUGCAUUUUAAGAUUCAUCUAUAUUAUUGCCUGGAUUGGUGGUUCUUUCUUUUUUUUUUUCCUGAGUAGUAACUCAUUGUAUGGAUGUAACACUGUACAUGCAUCUGUCAAGGACAUCUUAGAUGUUUCCAAGUUGCAACAAUUAUGAAUAAAUCUGCUAUAAACAUUUGUAUACAGGUUUUUGGUUGGAUGUAGGUUUUCAGUACACUUGAGUAAAUACCUCGGAAUGGGAUUGCUGGAUGGUUUGGUAAGGGCGGAUGGACCUUUAUAAUAAACCGUGAAACUGUUUUUCAAAGUGGCUAUAUGAUUUUGCAUUCCCACUAGAAAUGUUUGCAGAAUCUAAUUUGGUAUCUUAAAAUUUGAUUAAUUUGUAGUUAACUCUUCCCAGGUCUUCCCUUAAGAGCAAAUACUUCCCAGGUCUAAGAUGAAAUACUUUCUCAGGGUUUACUCUUUUGAAACUGUACUUGAUCUUGCUCUUCGGUAAUAUGUUUGCUAGGACAUGUACAAGUAUCCCAUAAGAGAAAAAAAGAUAUUUUCAAGUAGAUGAAAAGGCAAGCACAGACUGGGAGAAAACAUUUGCAAAAACAUCUGUCUAACAAAGAAAUUGUAUCUAGUGUGUGUAAAGAACUCUUACAACUCCAUAGUAAGGAAACAACAACAAAAAAAAGAUUAGAAAAUAGACACUGCACUAAAGAAGAUAUAAAUGGCAAAUAAGCACGUGAAAAGAUGUUCCAUGUCAUUAAUCAAUUAAGAAAUUCAAAUUAAAACCACAGGGUAUCACCACCCACCCACUAGAAUGGAUGAAGAUUGACAAUAUUAACUAUUGAUGAGGAUGUGGAGCAACUGGAACUCUCAUAUGUUGAUGUCAGAAUGUAAAAUGCUACAGCCACUUUGGAAAUGGCUUGAUACUAGAAACAAGCCAAAUGUUUAGCAACAACUGAAUUGAUAUACCAAUGUAGCUGACCCUUGAACAACAUGGGUUUGGACUGUGAAGAUAUGCUUAUAUGCAGUUUUUUUCAAUAAAUAUAGAAAAAUUUUGGAGAUUUGCAACAAUUUGAAAAACUUGCAAAUUGUGUAGCCUAGAAAUAUCAAAAAAAGGUAUUUCACAAAUAAAUAAAAUAUAUGUAGAUACUAGUCUAUUUUAUAAUUUACUGCCAUGAAUAGCACACAUAUAUAUUAUAAAAAAUUAAACUUUUUCAAAAGGUAGUCACACACUUACAGAAUGUACAUGCUUCCAUUUGCAGUUCAGAGAAAUGUAAACAAAUGUAAAUUCAGUAUUAAAUCAUAACUGCAUAAAAUUAGCUGUGGUACAUACUGUACUACUGUAAUAAUUUGAUGAUCACCUCCAGUUACUAUUGCAGUGAGCUUAAAUAUUGCAGGUAUCAGCUUCCAAUGCUGUGUGAAGCUAAUCAUCGACACAUGAGCAGUUUGUCUCUAGUAAAUUGUGUAUUACAGUAAGAAGUGAUUUCUUGUGAUUCUCACGUAUUUUUCAUCAUGCUUAGUGUAAUACCAUAAACUUUGAAUAACACCAUGGGACCCUUAGAAAGUGCCACUGGUAAUGUCGGAAGUGAUUCCAAGUAGCAGCGAGAAGUCAUGACAUUACAAGCAAAAAUGGAAUUGCUUGUUAUGUACCAUAGAUUACAGUCUGCAGCUAUGGUUACCUGUCAUUUCAAGAUAAACGAAUCCAGCAAAAGGACCACUGUGAAAAAAGAAAAGAGAAUUUAUGUAGCUGUUGCUACAACUAUACCAGCAGGUGCAAAACCUUGCACUUUUUGUGAAAUACCACUUUAUCUCAUAUUGAAAAUGCAGUUCUUAUGUGGGUGCAGGAUUGCUAUAAGAAAGACAUGCUUGUAGACUCUAAUAUGAUUUGAGAGAAAGUGAAGUUAAUGUAUGACAGCUUAAAGCAAAAAGAAGGUGAAGGAUAGAAAGCUAGAGAAUUUAAUGCCAGCAAAGGAUGGUUUGAUAAUUGUAGAAAGAAGUUUGGCUUUAUGUAUGUUAAGAUAACAGGAAAGCAGCUGCUACUGUUCAAGAGGCAGCAGAUGAUUUCCCAGAUACCAUUAAAAUAAUUGAGGAGAAAGGAUAUCUGCUUAAAUGGGAUUCUUUCUCUCUCUCAUUUCAUUUCGUUUCGUUUCAUUUCAUCUCCCUUCCUCCCUCCCUCCUGUCUUGUCUUUUCCUUUCUCUUCUCUUUUUUUUUUUUUUUUUUUUUUUUUUUGAGACAAGGUCUUGCUCUGUCACCCAGGCUGAAGUGCAAUGGCAUGAUCACAGCUUACUGUAGCCCCAGCCUCCUGAGGUGGAAACAGUCCUCCCAAAUAGCUAGGAUUACAGGUGCACACCACCACACUUAGCUAAUUUUUUAUUUUUUAUUUUUGUAGAGGCAGGGUCUCCCUAUGUUUCUUAGGCUGGUCUUAAACUCCUGGUCUCCAGUGAUCCUUCUGCCUUGGCCUCCCAAAGUACUGGGAUUACAGGCAUGAGCCGCUGUGCCCAGCCUCAGUCAGGUUUUGAAUGCAGACAAAGUGCCCUAUUCUGGAAAAAAAAAAUGCCACAAAAGACAUUUAUUAUUAAAGAAGUAAAGCAAGCACCAGGAUUUAAGGCAGGAAGGGAUAGACUAACUCUGGUGUUUUGUGCAAAUGUAUCUGGGUUUAUGAUCAAGACUGCUUAUUUAUAAAGCUACUAACCCCCAGCCUUAAAGGGAAAAGGUAAAUGCCAGUUAUCAGUCUUUUCGUUAUGUAACAGGAAGGCCUGGACAAUCAGAGUUCUUUUUCUUGAUUGAUUUCAUCAAUGCUUUGUCCCUGAAGUCAGGAAGUAUUAAUACCUUGCUAUAAGGGACUGCCUUUUAAAGUUCUUUUGGUAUCAGACAAUGUCCCUGGCCACCCAGAACUCCACGAGUUUAACACUGAAGGUGUCGAAGUAUAUUCCACAUGUCCCCAAAUGCAAUGUCCCUAAUUCAGCCUCCAGAUCAGGGGGUUGUAAGGAACUUUAAGGCUUACUAUACAUGGUACUCUAUGGAAAGAACUGUGAACUCUAUGGAUGAGAACCUCAACAGAGAGAACCUGUAAGUUUGGAAGGAUUACACCAUUGAAUAUGCCAUUGUUACAGAAAAAACUGUGAAGGCCAUCAAGACUCAAACAAUAAGAAAACUAAAGAAAACUCUACCAAUAGUGUACAUGACUUCACAGGAUAUAUGACAGAACCAAUCAAGGAAAUCAUGAAAGAGAUUGUAGAUAGGGCAAAAAAAAAAAAAAAAAAGGGUGCAGGGGGAGGAGGAUGAAGGGUUUCAAGAUAUGGAUCUUAGAGAAAUUCAAGAGCUAAUAGACUCCACACCAAAGGAGUUAACAGAAAACAACUUGGUGGAGACGAGUGUUUCUGAAUUAGUGCCAGAUGACGAGGAAGAAGACAUAAAAGAGGCAGUGCCAGAAAACAAAUUGACAUUAGACAAUUUGGCAGAAAGUUCCAAUUAUUCUGGACAGUUUUGACUUCUUUUACAACAUGGACCCUUCUAUGACAUGGACACUGAAACUAAAGCAAAUGGUGGAAGAAGGAUUGGUACUGUAUAGAGAUAUUUUUGGAGAAAUGAAAUAGCAAAAAGUCAGGCAGAAUUUAUAGUAUAUUUCCACAAAAUUGCACCGAGUGUGCCUGCCUCUCCUGCCUCUUUUUACACCUCCUCCAUCACUUUCACCCUGUAUCCUGAAAUGGCAAGGACCACCCCUCCUCUUCCUCCUCCCUUCUCAGCCUACUCAACAUGAAGAUCAGAUCGAAGACCUUUGUGGUGAUUCACUUUCACUUAAUGAGUAGUCAAUAUAUUUUCUCUUCCUUAUGAUUUUGUUAACAGUACUUUUCUCUAGCUUACUUUAUUAUAAGCAUAAAUUAUAUAACUUACAAAAUAUGUUAAUCAACUGUUUAUGUUAUUGGUAAGCCUUCUGGUCGACAGUAGCCUAUUAGUAAAGUUUUGGGUGAGUCAAAAGUUAUAUUCAGAUUUUUUUUUUUUUUUGAGACGAAGUCACCCAGGCUGGAGUGCAGUGGCACAAUCUCGGCUCACUGCAACCUCUGCCUCCCAGGUUCAAGUGAUUCUCCUGCCUCAGCCUCCUGAGUAGUUGGGAUUAUAGGUGUGUGCCACCACAACUGUUUAAUUUUUGUAUUUUUAGUAGAGACAGGGUUUUUCCCUAUUGGCCAGGCUGGUCUCAAACUCCUGACCUCUGGUGAUCCACCUGCCUCAGUUUCCCAAAAUGCUGGGAUUACAGGCAUGAGCCACUAUUCCAGCCUAUAUUCAGAUUUUUUUACUGCAUAGGGGGUCAGUGCCCCAAUCCCAUACAUUGUUCAAGGGUCAACUGUAUAAUGGGAUUUGAUUCAGAAUAAAAAGGAACUGAACUACUCUUAACACAUAGCAUCAUGGGUAAAUCUGGAAGAUAGACUGAACAAAAUAAGCUAGACACAAAAUAAUACAGUUGAUCCUCAAACAACAUGAAGGUUAGGGGUGCCAAUCCCCCAUGCAGUUGAUCCAGCUAUAAUUUUUUACUCCCCAUAAGCUUAACUACCACUGAAUAGCCUAUGGUUGACUGGAAGCCUUACUGAUAACAUAUACAGUUGGUUAAUAUAUGUUUUAUAUGUUAUAUGUAUUGUAUACUGUAUUCUUACAAUGAAAUAGGCUAGAGAAAGAAAAUAUUAAGAAAAUCAUGAGGAAAAGAAAAUAUAUUUACUCCUCAUUAAGUGGAAAUAGGUCAUCAUAAAGGUAUUCAUCCUCAUUGUCGUCAUGUUAAAUAGACUAAGAGGGAGGAAGAGGAUGGGUCAGUCUUGCUGUUUCAGAGAUCGCAGAGACAGAAGAAAAGGCACAUAUAAGUGGACCCACACAGUUCAAACCUGUGUUAAGGGUUAGCCAUACAUACCAUAUUAUUUCACUUUCAUAUAAUUCUGGAAUAAAGGACAAUCUGGUUUGUAGUGACAGAAAGCAGAUCAGUUUUUGCUUGGCAUAGGUUGUGGAUGGGUGAUUGACCAGGGAUCCUUUUAGGCUAGUGGUAAUAUUCUGUAUCUUGAUUUUGGUGGUGGUUAUGUUGGUUUCUGUCAUUGUCAAAACUCAUCAAAUUAUAUGCUUAAAGUGGGGUACAUUUUAUACUAAAGUUAAUUUAACAGUAUUACACCAUUUUAAUUAGUUGCUAUUUUAGCUAUAAUGGCAAGCUAUGACAGGUGUAUUGUCCUUGGAUUUUUGUUUGGCAGGGUGUAAAUCCACUAUAUUUUUUUCUAGGUAAAAUGUUCUCUAUGUUAAUGUACAAAAAUAUAUGGCUAGUAUUUGGCUAAAGUAAAUUCACAUAAUUAGUAUGACUUUAACAAACAAAAUAUCAUUUUUUCUUUCUUCAGUAAGUUCCUUAAAUUUAUCCUCAGCCAGAUAUCUCCAAUUUUUAAUAUUUUAGUUAAAUAUCAUUGCAUAUCUGCUAAAGAUUUAGGGUUAUUCCAGAGUCACAGUUCUUCUCAUUCAGAUGCCUUAUUCUUUUUUUUUUUUUGAGACGGAGUCUCGCUCUGUCGCCCAGGCCAGACUGCGGACUGCAGUGGCGCAAUCUCGGCUCACUGCAAGCUCCGCUUCCCGGGUUCACGCCAUUCUCCUGCCUCAGCCUCCCGAGUAGCUGGGACUACAGGCGCCCGCCACCGCGCCCGGCUAAUUUUUUGUAUUUUUAGUAGAGACGGGGUUUCACCUUGUUAGCCAGGAUGGUCUCGAUCUCCUGACCUCAUGAUCCACCCGCCUCGGCCUCCCAAAGUGCUGGGAUUACAGGCGUGAGCCACCGCGCCCGGCCCAGAUGGCUUAUUCUUACCCAUCGUUAAACACUGAAGAAAAAGGUAAUAUAUAGGUAAUAUAACAGUGGAAUCUAUUUCUAAGUUAUGUUGUAUCAUCGUACCUGUGUAAUUAGAAACAUAUCCUUUCUUUUCACUUUGUGAGAUAGCAUGUUGGGCAGGAAGAGGGUUUCCAGAUCCAUUAUAUCAGAAAAAAAAAAAACAAAAAACCAUUCCACUCAUCCUAUAGCUCUACUUAAAAAAAAAAAAAAGAUUCCUUCAGUUCCUUUUUCUGCUUUUCUUGCUACUAAAGAUUGAUUAUGAAAUAUUUCAGAAGUUUAGAUAUGCUUGUUAAAGAAAGUCUAGGAAAGAAAGAACAUAUUCUGCAGAAGUAACCUUUCUCAAUUCCUAGUUUAAAUUGGUUCUAAAUCUUAUCUCUUGUUUUCUGAUAAAUUCAUUCCUACUUGACUUCUUGGGUACCUCUUGCUUAGUUCCUGCCCUUUAUUCAUUAACUCACCAGAGGUUUUUGCACAGUCUAAUGUAUUCCAGACUUUUUGGAUUAUUUCCUUGCAUUUUUGAGAUCUACCUUGAUUCCUCGAAGAGAGUGGUACUGUUUACCUCUGGUUUUUGAGAUUUUUGCUCUGCUUUUAGAUUUUUCUUCCUGGCCUGGUUCCCUUGCCUUCUCCAUUUGCUUCAUUCGCUUGGAUUUUCAAGAAGCUUUGAAGCUGGAUAGGAGUCUCCAGUCUUCCUCUUGAUCCAUAUGUUUCAGGUAAAAGAAUGUCACAUGUCAGCAUUUGUACCUGAAGUCAGCAUGCAAAGUUCAGGGUACCUGGAUGAAUGCCAACUUUUGCAUUUCCCAUGUGUAUCCUGUGACCAUUCUAUCUGGGAACAUCCUUCAAAGAGUUCAUGCAUCUUACUGAGGACACCUGACCUUUUGAAGCUUCAUAAUUCACAUCUAGAUGUCACCGGUCUUUCCCAUGUUAACAGUUCUGACCAUGUUUUAUUAUAUAUGCCUUCGGCGCCGAGCCAGGACAGCUACAAGAGGAGAAAUGAUGAACACCCAUAGAGCUAUAGAAUCAAACAGCCAGACUUCCCCUCUCAAUGCAGAGGUAGUCCAGUAUGCCAAAGAAGUAGUGGAUUUCAGUUCCCAUUAUGGAAGUGAGAAUAGUAUGUCCUAUACUAUGUGGAAUUUGGCUGGUGUACCAAAUGUAUUCCCAAGUUCUGGUGACUUUACUCAGACAGCUGUGUUUCGAACUUAUGGGACAUGGUGGGAUCAGUGUCCUAGUGCUUCCUUGCCAUUCAAGAGGACGCCACCUAAUUUUCAGAGCCAGGACUAUGUGGAACUUACUUUUGAACAACAGGUGUAUCCUACAGCUGUACAUGUUCUAGAAACCUAUCAUCCCGGAGCAGUCAUUAGAAUUCUCGCUUGUUCUGCAAAUCCUUAUUCCCCAAAUCCACCAGCUGAAGUAAGAUGGGAGAUUCUUUGGUCAGAGAGACCUACGAAGGUGAAUGCUUCCCAAGCUCGCCAGUUUAAACCUUGUAUUAAGCAGAUAAAUUUCCCCACAAAUCUUAUACGACUGGAAGUAAAUAGUUCUCUUCUGGAAUAUUACACUGAAUUAGAUGCAGUUGUGCUACAUGGUGUGAAGGACAAGCCAGUGCUUUCUCUCAAGACUUCACUUAUUGACAUGAAUGAUAUAGAAGAUGAUGCCUAUGCAGAAAAGGAUGGUUGUGGAAUGGACAGUCUUAACAAAAAGUUUAGCAGUGCUGUCCUCGGGGAAGGGCCAAAUAAUGGGUAUUUUGAUAAACUACCUUAUGAGCUUAUUCAGCUGAUUCUGAAUCAUCUUACACUACCAGACCUGUGUAGAUUAGCACAGACUUGCAAACUACUGAGCCAGCAUUGCUGUGAUCCUCUGCAAUACAUCCACCUCAAUCUGCAACCAUACUGGGCAAAACUAGAUGACACUUCUCUGGAAUUUCUACAGUCUCGCUGCACUCUUGUCCAGUGGCUUAAUUUAUCUUGGACUGGCAAUAGAGGCUUCAUCUCUGUUGCAGGAUUUAGCAGGUUUCUGAAGGUUUGUGGAUCCGAAUUAGUACGCCUUGAAUUGUCUUGCAGCCACUUUCUUAAUGAAACUUGCUUAGAAGUUAUUUCUGAGAUGUGUCCAAAUCUACAGGCCUUAAAUCUCUCCUCCUGUGAUAAGCUACCACCUCAAGCUUUCAACCACAUUGCCAAGUUAUGCAGCCUUAAACGACUUGUUCUCUAUCGAACAAAAGUAGAGCAAACAGCACUGCUCAGCAUUUUGAACUUCUGUUCAGAGCUUCAGCACCUCAGUUUAGGCAGUUGUGUCAUGAUUGAAGACUAUGAUGUGAUAGCUAGCAUGAUAGGAGCCAAGUGUAAAAAACUCCGGACCCUGGAUCUGUGGAGAUGUAAGAAUAUUACUGAGAAUGGAAUAGCAGAACUGGCUUCUGGGUGUCCACUACUGGAGGAGCUUGACCUUGGCUGGUGCCCAACUCUGCAGAGCAGCACCGGGUGCUUCACCAGACUGGCACACCAGCUCCCAAACUUGCAAAAACUCUUUCUUACAGCUAAUAGAUCUGUGUGUGACACAGACAUUGAUGAAUUGGCAUGUAAUUGUACCAGGUUACAGCAGCUGGACAUAUUAGGAACAAGAAUGGUAAGUCCGGCAUCCUUAAGAAAACUCCUGGAAUCUUGUAAAGAUCUUUCUUUACUUGAUGUGUCCUUCUGUUCGCAGAUUGAUAACAGAGCUGUGCUAGAACUGAAUGCAAGCUUUCCAAAAGUGUUCAUAAAAAAGAGCUUUACUCAGUGACUUAAUAUAUGUUCUGUAUUAAAAUUAAUGUGCUUUGUUGGGGUUUAAUUUUGGGAUUGGUUUUGGGUUUUGUUUUUAGUUGUUUUAAUGGUAAGAAUUAAGACAUUUGUAGAUUUUAAAGAAAAAUAUGAAAUUGUCCAUUAAAUCAAGUAAAAAUGUGCACAAAUGUUUUCAUAAAAUACUGCAAGCACUUCUCUUCAAGAAUAUGAGUGGAUAUUAUUUUUACCUUAUGUUAAUCAGUGAUAUGCUUUAGUCAAUAAUAUGAUUGAUAAAAGAAUAACAUGGAAUCAUGCUAACUUAUUUUCAAAGGAACACUGAGCAAUAAAGUAUCGUGGCAUUUAUGCAAAAAAAAAAGUUAAUUUUUUACACCUUCAUGUAAGGAUGUCUUAUUAAGCCUGUGACCUGGCAAGUGUUUUGUUUGGUAUGUACAAAAUGGUCAGAGCUAGUUGGAGAAUGAGACAUGCUUUUCCAGCUGUUUGGUUAUUUCUCUGGAUUAACUGUUCAACUGGAAAAUUUUUAGUUUUUCUAGCCAGGUGUGGUGGCACACACUUGUAGUCCUAGCGACACAGGAGGUGGAGGCAGGAGGAUUACUUGAGAUGGGAUUUUGAGACUCUAGUGUACUUAUGAUUGCACCUGUGAGCAGCCACUGCACUCCAACCUGGGCAAUAUAGCAAGUCCCUUUCUCUUAAAAAAAAUUGUAGUGUUUCCACUUUUCUUCUGAUAUUUUUGUCUAUUUCACUACUGGAUAAUGCCAAUAUAAAAAUUUGGGUAUAAUCAAGAAUAAGAGGUAAACUACUAAAUAAAAAAAGCUUUCCAACUGUUAGAAGCAGAUGCCUUAACAUUUUGUGAAAGGUAAAGUUUUGAGGUUUCUGAAUUAUAUAAAAAAACAUAAAUGUGGAGAUAUAUAUUAUAUAUACACAUUAUAUAUACAUAUUAUAGAUAAUAUAUAUCCACAUUUAUGAUUUUUAAUAUAUACAUGUAUAUAUUAUAUAUUAUAUAAUUAUAUAUUACAUUUAUAUUAUAUGUAAUGUACAUGUAUAUAUUAUAUACAUAUAUAUAAUUAUAUAUAUUAUAUAGAGAGAGAUAUAUAUCUUGCUAGGGUGUGUGGAUGCUGGAAUAUAACGAUUUUGCACUUAACAGGACAAUGAAUUUUGUUAUACUACAGUUAAUAUUAGUUUUGUGUUCAAAACAGCUGUGCCUUUUCAUGCCACAAAAUAUUUUCUGUCUACUUUCUGAGUAGCAGAAUUAAUUCAUUUUUUUAACAAAACGAUGUAUGUCAAGUGUUCAGUAGUCACAUGAGGAGAAUGCUUCCUUUGUGCCUGGCACUGUUUCUUGUGCUUUGCAUUGACUAAUUCAAUUCUCACAACAACCCUGUAAGAUAAAUGCCAUUACUUACCCCCAUUUACAGAUGAGGAAACUGAGGCAAAGAAAGAUUGAAGAAUUUAUUUAUGAUCAUACAGCUGCUAGUGGCAGAGCCAACAUAUAAACCCAGGCCAUCUGGCUUCUGAAGCAUUGCAUUAAACCUGUGCUUUUAGGUGUUCAGGGUAGCUUCUGGCUCUAGGGCAGAGGUCAGGAAACUUUUUCUAUAAAGGGCCAGAUAGUAAAUAUUUUAGGCUUUGUGGGCUAAGAGGUAAAACUGAGAUUGUUAUGUAGAUACUUAAAUAACUAGAGAGAAAUAAAAUUUGCACGAAAAUUUUAUUGACAAAAUUCAAAACAAUAAUUUAGAACAAUUUUUUUUGUAAUACGGGUUUACUAAUGAAAAGAAUUAAAUAUUUACAGGGAGGAUCAAAGUUAAUGUUUCGUGUCAUUAAAGUUGAUUGUAAGUACUCAUUUGUUAAUGCUGAUCUGUAAUAAGAUUUUAUGUAUUUUACUUCUGAAAAUUCCUUGCAGAUAGGUAUUGUCAAAUACUUACAUUAAUCCAUGAGAAUAUGAUUUUUGUUGAGCAUAUUCAUCACUUGAAAGGUUACUUCUUCUCUGGAUAUUUUCCUUUUAGCAUGUUAUUACAUUGCAGCUUAAUCACUUCCAAUUGAAGACUAGGCAGAAGCUCCUCAAUUGCACUGUUAAAUUGAUUUUGAAAAAUGGAAAUUUCCUUUACAUUUGCAAACUCCAAAAAAUACUGCAGGCACUAUGGUGUGAGCUACAAAUUUGUGUGAGAGUGGAGAUCUCGCUUCUUUGUCUUACCUUUUGAUAGCACAGGAAAUGUGUAAAGCAGCUUGUUGUUACUUGUAAUUCAAACAAUGUUGUCAUCAAAAUGACUUAUGUUUUGCUUGUAAACACGUUUUGCCUUGUAAUUUUGGCUUGAAUUCAUUUCAAAAUUUUAUUAAGUCUUGAGCAAAAGCUAAAUUCCAAAGCCAUUCAGUGUUCCAUAAUAGUGAUUGAGGACAUGUCUUCUUUUUCAGAAAAAUGUCAAUAUCAGCCCUGAACGCAAAAGCUCACAAUAGAACUAACACUAUUAUGCCAAUGUGGUUGGGCAAAUCAGCAUAUUCAUCUUCUGUAUCUGACAAAAGAUAACUGAACCAUUGAUGUUUAAUCUAUCAGAAACUAUGAGAGCAAAUGAAGUUCACCAUUGCUACCAGUAGUUCAGUAAUACAAAAUUGAAUCAAAUAUAUCCCACAAAGUACCUGCUGAUGAAUAAUACAGUAAAUAACCAUAGAUUUUAAAUACCUUCUUACCUUUUCACAGGCUUUAUAAAUUUGACAAACGUAAUCAUUUUGCUUCACACAUUUUUAACACCACCAGUUGUAACACAUCUUAGCAGAUUCUACUUCAGGUUGCAUGAAAUUUGUGUUUUCUUCUUAUAAAAUAUUCAUGCUUGUAAUUGUGCCACACAGAUAAUUCAUAGAGACUAAUUUCAGUCACUUCAACGUUGGCAUUGACUUAUCAAAUAAGCAAUAACUAGGCAGUGUCAGUAACAUCUGUUGACUCAUCAAGAGCCAAGGAAAACCACUCAGGGUCAUUUGCCUUGUUUUUUAUUGACUGUUGAUGUUGUUCCCAGUGUUCUCAAUUCUUUAAGCAACCAUUCUUGCCAAAAGGCUAAUUUAAUAGUCUUAAGUUUACUUUGGACACAGUCCUUCAGCCGAUAGAAUCAAACACAAUUUAGUUAUCGUUAGUAAAAUGUUUUCCUUGCUUGGUUAACAUCUGAGUCACUUUGGCUGCAACUUUAUUUUCAUUUUUGAGUUUGUUUUUUUUUUUUUUUGAGACUGAGUCUCAUUCUUUUGCCCAGGCUGGAGUGCAGUGGCACAAUCUCAGUUCACUGCAACCUCCACCCUGCAGGUUCAAGCGAGUCUCCUGCCUCAGCCUCCCAAGUAGCUGAGAUUACAGGCACAUGCCACCACACCUAACUAAUUUUUAUGUUUUUAGUAGAAAUGGGGUUUUACCAUGUUGUCCAGGCUGGUCUUGAACUCCUGACCUCAAGUGAUCCACCCACUUCAGCCUCCCAAAAUGCUUGGAUUACAGGCAUGAACCACUGCAUCUGACCUCCCUAUAGUAUUCUUUAAGAACAGCUAUAAUGACAUUGCAUAUUAAACAUCAUACUCUGACAUCUAAUCUGAUUUUUAAAAAUUCAUAUACUAAUGUGCCUUAAAAAUGUCACUUCAAGUCUACUUUUCUUUUUUUCUCUUGUUUUGAUGUUAUGGGUAAGCACUAGUAAUAAAAAAUUUAAAAAUAUUGUGGUAUGACAACAUAUGUGGCACUCAAAAUGCUGGUAACUGCAUUACUGCAGUUUUUAGUGUGCCAAGUAGCAGUGCAAAAUGAUGACAGCACCACAUAAGUCUCCUUUGCAUUUGUUCAACUCUGCCAUUCUAAUGUGAAAGCAAUCAUAGACAGUACCUAAACGAAUGAGUGUGGCCAUGUUCCAAUAAAAUUUCAUGAGCACUGAAAGUUGAAUUUUACAUAAUUUUGAUGUGUUACAAAAUACUACUGUGUUAGCCAUUAGAUUUUUUCAGCCAUUAGAAAAUGUGAAACUGUUCUUAUGAGCUGGCUGGAUUUGGCUUGUGGACCAAAUUUGUGACCCCUAUUCCAGAGUAUUUUCGAGUCAGUUAAUCCAUGUUUGCCCAUUCCUAAUUUUAUAAACCACAUUCAAACCUGUUAAUUCGCUGUUAUCAUUCUCAUUUUGCCAUUUAGAUUUUAAAAUGAAGAGCAGUGUUUUGUUAGAAAAAACAAAAUGUUUACCAUAACAAGAAAGAUGUGUAGACAAGAAAGAUAUUUAUGUAGACUCUUUGUUUGUUAAAUUUUGAAGCCAGGUGAUGCAUUGUUAGCUUUGACAACUGACUUAAAUUUUUGUAUAAUUAUUUAUCUUUGCAUUUUGCUCAGGUAAAUUAUCUUCCCAGAGUCUAGAAAUAAAGAUAUCCCUGAUCCUGUUUAAGAGCAUAAAUAAUACUCUCAAUGUAAAUUGUUUUGAAAUAAGAUCUUAAAAAUACAAAAUGUAGACAAUUAAUAUUCAGGUGCUUACUUUUGAGCCAAUAUGUAGCAGAGAAAAACUAAUUUCUCUGUGGCAGUAUUUUUAUUUUUGGCAUUUCCCAGGAAUUAACUGAAGACUAAAACUCAUAUGUGAAGUGUAAUGAUACUAAUCAAAGAGUCAGUAAAAUUUCCAUUUGGCUACCAUGUAUGUGUGUAUAUAUUUAUGUAUGUAUGUGUGUGUUACAUAUUUGAGACAGGGUCUCACUCUAUUGCCCCAGGCUGGAGUGCAGUGGCAUGAUCUCAGCUUACUGCAGCCUCAGUCUCCCAGGCUCAAGCGAUCCUCCCACCUCGGCCUCCCGAGUACCUGGGACUACAGACACCACCACACCUGGCUAAUUUUUUUAUUUUUUAUAGAGACACAGUCUUUCCAUGUUGCCUAUGUUGGUCUUGAACUCCUGGGCUCAAAUAAUUUUCCCACCUUGGCCUCCUGUAGUGCUGGGAUUACGGGCAUAAGCCACUGUGUCAGGCCCCAUGUAUGUUAAUAGUGAAUGUUUGGCUUUUCAUUUGUUACUUUCAGCUAUUAAAGGAUACCUAUUACAGACACAGGAAUUUACAUUUUCAAAGUCAUUUUUGACACAUCAGUGCUGCAUCUACUUUUCUCCUUUUAGCACAUUUGAUAUUGAUACUUCAGAGAAACUUUUUUAACUACCCUUAAAAUCUUGUCAAUGACCAUUAACUGCCAAUCAUCACCUCAUUUGCUUUUUUUGACAACAUACUACUAGAAACCUAGGCUGUGAGUGUAAAACCAUAACUGUUAGAAUCAUUUUUUUGGCAAUAGCUCACAUUCUGUUAAGAGUCAUUUGCUUUAAUCAAAGAUCAUGAUUUAUUAUAUAUUUUUUAUAAGUAGGGAUGGGGCCAAGAUUAUUCCUUUGGCACAGCAGUAAGUGUGCUCAAGAUCUUUGCCUGUAAGCUUGAAUAUUUGGCUUAAAUUUUGUGCAUAUGAAUACUGUUAAAGGUAUAUUUGACUACAUUUUGAAAGGAAAAAGGUAGUCCUGCUAAAAUUGACAUUUAGGGAUAUUUUAAUCUAUGUAUUUGGUAAAGUAAUUAGUGAAGUAUUAGUUAUAAAAAUUUUAAGGAAAACAUUUAAAAGCAAAAUAGUCGUAUCAGAUAAAUAGAGUAGAAUACACUAAAGAUAAAACAAGUCUCUGUUACAAAUGAAGUUGUCUGUACAGACGACUGAGAUAUUUUAAUUUUAUUUACAUAAAAAUGCUGUUCAAUAUCUAAUGAUUUCUGUUGUUUGUAUUCUGUACUUUAGAGUAAUAAAAUAAGUUUGAGUAUCUCAUUA